Molecule: messenger RNA, 939 nt
Organism: Mandrillus leucophaeus (drill)
Lineage: Eukaryota; Metazoa; Chordata; Mammalia; Primates; Cercopithecidae
Product: olfactory receptor 5H1-like
Biological process (GO): G protein-coupled receptor signaling pathway; sensory perception of smell
Cellular component (GO): membrane
Molecular function (GO): odorant binding; G protein-coupled receptor activity; olfactory receptor activity
Source: RefSeq, a predicted model, not a curated record
AUGGAAGAGAAAAAUGCAACGUUGCUGACAGAGUUUGUUCUCAUAGGAUUUUUAUAUCAACCAAAGUGGAAAAUACCCCUGUUCCUGGCAUUCUUGGUCAUAUAUCUCAUCACCAUCAUGGGGAAUCUUGGUCUGAUUGCUGUCAUCUGGAAAGUCCCUCACCUUCAUAUCCCAAUGUACUUACUCCUCGGGAAUUUAGCUUUCGUGGAUGCUUGGAUAUCAUCCACAGUGACCCCAAAGAUGCUGAUCAACAUCUUAGCUAAGAGCAAGAUGAUAUCUCUCUCCGAAUGCAAGAUACAAUUUUUUUUCUUUGCAAUCAGUAUAACCACAGAAUGUUUUCUCUUGGCAACAAUGGCAUAUGAUCGCUAUGUAGCCAUAUGCAAACCUUUACUUUAUCCAGUGAUUAUGACCAAUGGACUGUGCGUCCGGCUAUUAAUCUUGUCAUAUGUAGGUGGCCUUCUGCAUGCUUUAAUCCAUGAAGGAUUUUUAUUCAGAUUAACCUUCUGUAACUCCAACAUAGUAUAUCACAUUUACUGUGACAUUAUCCCAUUGUUUAAGAUUUCCUGUACUGAUUCUUCUAUUAAUUUUCUAAUGGUUUUUAUUUUUUCAGGUUCAAUUCAGGUAUUCAGCAUUGUGACUAUUCUUGUAUCAUAAUUUGUUCUCUUCACCGUUUUAAAAAGCAAAUCUGAUAAAGGUGUAAGGAAAGCCUUUUCCACCUGUGGAGCCCAUCUCUCCUCUGUCUCUUUAUACUAUGGCCCCCUUCUCUUCAUGUAUGUGGGCCCUGCAUCUCCACAAGCAGAUGAUCAAGAUAUGGUGGAGCCUCUGUUCUACACGGUCAUCAUUCCUUUGUUAAAUCCUAUCAUCUACAGUCUGAGAAAUAAGCAAGUCACAGAUUCGUUCGCAAAAAUGUUACAAAGAAAUGUUAAGGUUUCAUACUAA